UGCAAAGGUAACCAUAGUUAGAGAAGGGGAUUUAACUCUUUGUUAAUUCAUCCAAUUACUUUCUCUGUCCAACUCCGACAGCAAGCUGUUAACGUAGAGUAAGAUUGAAGCACUAUGACCACCGUCGUUCCCAAAGUUGCCGUCAUUGGCAGUGGCAUUUCAGGAGCAGUAUGUGCUUCAACUCUUGCUAGAAAUGGAAUGGCAGUUACUAUUUUCGAUUUCGGUAGAGGUCCUGGCGGCCGUAUGUCUCAAAGGAGGGAAACUACCAAGGAGGGGAUGGACUUGUUCUUUGACCACGGUGCUCCUUACUUUACUGUUUCAAAAUCUGUUGUUUUGGAUGUUGUCCUGGAGUGGGAGUCAAGAGGUCUAGUUGCAGAGUGGAAAGAAACAUUUGGAUCUUUUGAUUGCAUCUCCAAGAGAUUUACUGAUUCUGGGGAGGAAUCACUGGGCAAGAAAUAUAUAGGCAUUCCAGGCAUGAAUUCAAUAUGCAGAGCAUUAUGCAAUGAGCCUGGCAUUGAAAGCAAAUUUGGCAUUGGUGUGGCGAAGAUAGAAUGGCUAAUGAAUCAGAAAUUAUGGUCAUUAACCAGCGUAGAUGGAAUGUUUCUUGGUCAUUUUGGUGGUUUGGUUGCCACAGACAAGCUUCUUGCUUCUUCUGGGUUCAGUAACUUAACUGGACAUCCUCCACCUCUUGAUAUGAAUCUGGCACCACAAAUAGCAUCAAAGAUGGAACAAAUACCCUUCAGAUCUUAUUUUGUUCUGAUGCUCGCUUUCAGUGAGCCUUUACCCACUAUUUGUGUGAAAGGGUUCUCUUUUAAAAACUCUGAAGUUUUGAGCUCUGCCUUUUGUGACAGCAGUAAGCCAGGCCGUUCUUCAGCUAGUGAAUGUUGGGUUUUGCAUUCCACUGAGGAAUACGCUAAGAAAGUGAUAGCCGACACUGGGCUUCAAAAGGCUUCUGCUGCAACAUUUGCAAGAGUCGCUGAAGAACUUCUGCAGGAAUUUCAAAGGACUGGACUAUGCACUUCCCAGCCUUAUUUCAUGAAAGCUCAUCGGUGGGGCAGUGCCUUUCCAGCUGCGAGCGUAGCCAGAGAAGAAAAGUGCUUGUGGGAUACGAAUAAGCCAUUAGUUGUUUGUGGCGACUUCUGCAUUAGUCCAAACGUCGAAGGUGCUAUUGAGAGUGGCUUGGCUGCAGCUUCAAAGUUUAUGACAAUGCAUAGCUGCAUAUAGUAUUUCAAAAGUGAUAUCUGUAAAUUAUUAUGCCAGUGUUUUCAAUCAAUAAUUAGCCUUCAAUUUUGGAUUUUUUUUUUUUUUCGCCAGUAAAUAAAAAUUGACGAAAUGUUUACCUUAAUUCCUAAUAACCUCCGGGUAGUCCGGGAGUCCCAUUGGGUGGAGGGAACCAUCCAAUUCGCCUUUAAACGGCAAAUUUAUCGAUUUACAAC
Chenopodium quinoa (quinoa) is the source of this 1436-nucleotide messenger RNA. Its product is annotated as renalase. The record is from RefSeq and is a predicted model, not a curated record. NCBI's taxonomy places the organism in Eukaryota, Viridiplantae, Streptophyta, Magnoliopsida, Caryophyllales, Amaranthaceae. Gene Ontology annotation, molecular function: oxidoreductase activity. The transcript is spliced from 9 exons. Bases 115 to 1224 code for a protein of 369 amino acids.